Messenger RNA from Medioppia subpectinata, 1103 nucleotides. The record is from the annotation of a GenBank genome assembly. NCBI's taxonomy places the organism in Eukaryota, Metazoa, Arthropoda, Arachnida, Sarcoptiformes, Oppiidae.
AAUAAUCAACAAAUUGUUCAUUAAAUUACUUACGAUUAAUAAUUGCUCAGAAUUUGCGAAUCCGAGAGAAUCCCAAAGUUUGAGUACAUUAUCGGCUUCAGUGUAUCUGAAAGAAGAAAAAGUGACAAUUGGUUAGGAAUUGAUGUUUUGAAUGCCUUUUACGGACGAUAUUAUUAUAAUCAACAAUUGAUUGCAAAGAAAGAAAAAUAUUCUUGUAUUUAAAGAUUUGAAUAUCGAUUGCCAAAAGACUGGAUCGUUGGAAAGAUCUGAUACCCAACGCAAAAGUGGCCACAACUCAACUCAAUUAUGAGCCUUCGUGGCGGCUCCUAAACCCCACAUUUAAACCCAAUAUCGGGGAGAAAUCGAUGGUUGUUCUCAACGAAUGUGUGGAACUGCAGGAACCGUCUAAUUUGGUGACACGUGAUGAUUCACAAGUGUCUAUGCAUUUACAGCAACAUCACUUCGGAGGGGCGGGUAGUGUGCCCUCACCCACCACUACACUCAACCAUCAUAUGGUGGGAAGUUUGGGCAGAAAAAUCAAUAAUAACGGCUCGACUGUCGGCCGAUCGCAUCGAUUGUCUUCAUUCAGGCCAUUACACGGACAACACGCAGACCUCAUACGCGAGUGCAUCGAAGAGCGUAUGACUGCUGGCCCCACAUAUGAGACCAUCGAUCCGCACCAUUUAAGUCAUUUCGGGUAUUCAACCGAUUACUGCACCGUUAGUGGCAGUGGUUGUAGUAGUGGUAGUAGUAUUGGCCGAAACAAUGCCGGCUGUAUUGAGACAAUACUACCGGACGCCCGAUGUUAUGCAACGGCGGGCAGAGGCCAUACGGGUCGGGCCACUGACUAUCAACCCGUUAAUCCUCAUCACAACCCAAUCUAUUGCUCGAAUACCAAACAAUUGGAUAAAAGCGAUGGUUUCGGCGUUUUGAGCGCAAUCUUCGCAAUCAUUUCACUCAUGAGUUACGUGAUAGACAUCGGCACUGAUCUCUCCGUUUGCUAUUUCUUAUACGGAAUAAACGAUAGGUUCUCUUUGGGGCUUACAUUUGCCAUAACAAUCAUACCAUCCAUUACUGUCAACAUAUUUAGUAUCAAAUGGUAA